This is a messenger RNA of Nicrophorus vespilloides, 949 nucleotides long. RefSeq names its product BTB/POZ domain-containing protein KCTD12-like. Gene Ontology annotation, biological process: protein homooligomerization. Gene Ontology annotation, molecular function: protein binding. Lineage: Eukaryota; Metazoa; Arthropoda; Insecta; Coleoptera; Silphidae. The record is from RefSeq and is a predicted model, not a curated record.
GGAGAAGGAGGAGAGAAUCGCGCUCCUCUAGGUAGUAGGGCUCGCGGUUCUGUCCGGAGAGUCGCAGAAGUCGCGAGAACGGCGAUAGAAUCGGUCGCAGAAUGUCGGGAUUUCCCGAUAUCGUGGAGCUCAACGUCGGCGGGGUGACCUACUCGGCAUCCCUGGCCACCCUCACCAAUCAGCCGGAGUCUCAGCUGUGCGCCAUCUUCACCGGAAACGAACCAAUCGCCAAAGACUCCAAAGGGCGCUAUUUCCUGGACCGCGACGGCGUUCUCUUCCGCUACAUCCUGGACUACCUCCGGGACGGCACCCUCACCCUACCAGAGUGCUUCCGAGAACGGGACCGUCUACGUCGCGAAGCCGAACGCUACAACCUUCCGCACCUGGUGGACCUCAUCGCCGACACGUCGCGCUCCAAGGUGCCCGGUUGCAUCACAGUCGGCUACCGCGGCAGCUUCCAGUUCGGCAAAGACGGCCUCGCCGACGUCAAGUUCCGCAAGCUCUCGAAGAUCCUGGUGUGCGGCAGAGUUCCCCUGAUGCGGGACGUCUUCGGCGAAACGUUGAACGAGUCCAGGGAUCCCGACCACGGCCUCGCCGAACGCUACACGUCCAGGUUCUUCCUGAAGCACUCCUUCCUCGAGCAGGCUUUCGACAUGCUCUACGAGCAGGGCUUCAAGCUGAUCGGCAGCUGCGGUUCUGGGACGGCCGGAAGCGCUGAGCUCAAACCCGGCGUCGAUGCCGAAGAGAACCGCUGGAAUCAUUAUAACGAGUUCGUGUUUGUGCGAGAGUAGAGUGACCAAGAGAUCAUCCCCAUAUCCGCAAAUUCCACAUACACACACACAAAAAGACACCCCAAGACAUAAAAAAAAACAAAAAAUAAAAGCAAGGGUCGAAGUUUAAAAUUGGGCACUUCGCCGCCUCAAUUCAAAUUACAACAACCACAAAAAAA